AUGUCUGGUAAUGUUACUAUUGACAUUAACAACCGUCCUGGAGGUGGAGUCGAAAAAGACGAUAAAGGAUACUACUAUGAAAGUGAUGGUGGUGGAAUAGUUAAUCUGACGAGUGCCUGGUAUCCUGAGUUAGAAGGAACUUACAGGAAGUUAACACAUACUCCAAAAAAUGGGCAGAAGAUAAGUACGAUUAAUAAGGGAGGAACUCCUCAGGAGGGAUUUACUGACUUAAGUAGCUAUUCAAGUGUCUCAGUAUACUACUGGUCAGGGGACAAUGGUUUCAGCAAACCUCUUCUAAUUCAACUUGGAACAGGAGAUAAUGAAUGCUACACUACCACUAAUGGUAAUAAUUGGGGUAAGGACUCUGGCAUAACUAGUGGUAAUCUAAGGGAGAAACUUAACAAGCAAAACUGCGGAAAGAACAAGGCUCAUGUUGUGGAUUUAUCUCAAAAGAAGAAUAACCAUAAUUACCAAUGUCCAGGUUGUCAGAUUCAGAGAAUUAACGUAUUCUACUCCAGCAUCGCCAGUAUCAUUUCCUCUACACACUCCAUCGGUAGAUCUAUUUCAGUAACUAGUUUCAAGAAUUCUGACACUUGGCAACGUGGACUUCCAUCUCUAAAGGAUGUCAGCACCGUCAUGGUCUACUGGAAUGGCUAUGGUAAUACUCCUCUUAUAAUUGCUCAACAAGCUGGUAAGCAGAGAUUUUUCAGAAAGAAUAAAGACUAUGUAAAUUCCUGGAUUGAAGUCUCUACCGGUCAAAAUGAUCUUCCUGAUGGAGAAACUCCUACUCUUGCUACUCUUGAUUUAUCUAGGCCUGCUGGAACAUACAAUGAUGGAGUUGGUAAUAUAAAUGUAACAGUACGAAAUGGUUCCAUCGGCGAUGGUUACUGGAGAUACCAGUAUUCUCUAUGCGGUGGGUUGUUUAAGGUGACCCAAGUUAGUCAUAAUAAUGCUCUGCUUACUGGUGUAUCCUCUCAGGACCCUCUUUACAGCAUCUCUGCGUAUUACUACGCAGACAUUUUAGACCUUGAAAAGCUUCUCCUGAUUGAACUGAGGUCAAGUGGGAGUUCCAAAUAUACAUACGUGUACUUUCACAGAUCAUCUAAAGCUGCAGAUGAAUGGUCAAACUACCCUGAGUCUGGAGGAGAAACUACUAGGCUACAGGGAAAUGAUCUUACCCAAAAGCUUAAGAAGGAACAAUUACCAGAUACACGGACUAAUCCUUCUUCAACAUCUGAAUUUAAAGAUCAUGAUUCCAUCUCUAAUAAGUCUACAUCACCAAUUGGUCCGGCAAUUGGAGGAACUGUAUCUGUACUGGUAGCUCUUGUGGCUAUGGUCUUGUUGGUAAAGUUUUGGCCAAAGAUAAGGACGAGAUUCGUUGGAAUAUGGAAUGGUUUUGGUAUUCAUAAAAAAAGGAAGAAUUGA
This is a messenger RNA of Theileria equi strain WA, 1425 nucleotides long. RefSeq lists its product as hypothetical. The coding region runs from base 1 to 1425 and encodes 474 amino acids. The record is from RefSeq and is a predicted model, not a curated record. The transcript has a single exon. Lineage: Eukaryota; Apicomplexa; Aconoidasida; Piroplasmida; Theileriidae.